AUGGGGGCGGCGCGUGAGGAGAACGUAUACAUGGCAAAGCUGGCCGAGCAGGCGGAGCGGCACGAGGAAAUGGUGGAGUUCAUGGAAAAAGUAUCGGAGUCUUUGACGGAGAACGAGGAGCUGACUGUGGAGGAGAGGAAUCUUCUAUCAGUGGCAUACAAGAACGUGAUAGGCGCGCGGAGGGCGUCGUGGCGGAUCAUAUCGUCUAUAGAGCAGAAGGAAGAAUCGAGGGGGAAUGAGCACCAUGUCAGCACAAUCAAGGCCUACAGAUCUAAGAUUGAAUCGGAGCUUUCCAAUAUUUGCGAUGGAAUUCUAAAGCUGCUUGAAUCGAAUCUCAUCGUCUCCGCAUCUUCGGGUGAUUCGAAGGUGUUCUACCUCAAAAUGAAGGGGGAUUAUAAUCGGUACUUGGCUGAGUUUAAAACUGGUGCUGAAAGAAAAGAGGCUGCUGAGAGUACCCUCACAGCCUACAAGGCUGCUCAGGACAUUGCUAAUGCAGAACUCGCCCCAACACACCCAAUUCGACUUGGACUGGCUCUGAACUUCUCUGUGUUUUACUAUGAAAUUUUGAACUCUCCUGAUCUCGCUUGUAAUCUUGCAAAACAGGCCUUCGAUGAAGCAAUUGCCGAGUUGGAUACACUAGGCGAGGAGUCAUACAAGGACAGCACUUUGAUUAUGCAACUUCUUCGUGAUAAUCUCACUCUAUGGACCUCUGAUAUGCAGGAGGAUGGAGCUGAUGAGAACAAAGAUGCUCGAAAUCAUGAUGAUGAACCACCACAGUGA
Molecule: messenger RNA, 780 nt
Organism: Fraxinus pennsylvanica
Lineage: Eukaryota; Viridiplantae; Streptophyta; Magnoliopsida; Lamiales; Oleaceae
Source: the annotation of a GenBank genome assembly